UCUCGUACAACUCCAUUUCUUAAUUCCUCAACAAUUCUUAAUUCAGUCAAACAUUUUUUGAAAGAUAGAGAAAUUUCUACUUGUUCUGUUCAUUGCACAGAGCCUAGGGUCACCGAAUUGUUCCUGAGUCAAGACACCGGUAUCGACGCAUCAUCAAUAACUUUCUUUCCAAUUUGAUACAUUCCUCACACCUUGAUUAACCCUACAUUUUAAUCACACUCGACCUCGUCAUGACUCCCACAGACCCCAAACGAGCAUGGUGGAAAGAGUCCUCCGUAUACCAAAUCUACCCCGCCUCAUUCAAAGACUCCAACGGCGACGGCCUCGGAGACAUCCCUGGCAUCACCUCCAAGCUAGACUACAUCAAAGCCCUCGGCGUCGACAUCGUCUGGACAUGUCCCAUCUAUAAAUCUCCCCAGGUGGAUAUGGGAUACGACAUCUCCGAUUAUAGAGAUAUCCACGCUCCCUAUGGGACGCUGAAAGAUGUUGAUAAGUUGAUUGAAGGCUGUCAUAGUCGGGGGAUGAAGUUCUUGAUGGAUUUGGUUGUUAAUCAUACUUCUGAUCAGCAUAAGUGGUUUAUGGAGGCGAAGAAGGGGAAGGAUAAUCCGUAUCGGGACUUUUAUAUUUGGAAGAAGCCGAAAAUUAAUGAUGACGGCUCAAAGAGCCCUCCGAAUAAUUGGGGAAGUGUAUGGGGUGGAAGUGCAUGGGAAUAUGAUGAAGCUUCAGAUGAAUAUUACCUACACAUAUUUGCACCUGAGCAACCAGAUUUGAACUGGGAGAAUCCUAAAGUCCGUGAUGAAGUUCAUGACAUUGUUCGUUUUUGGCUUGACAAAGGAGUUGAUGGCUUCAGAAUGGACGUCAUCAAUUUCAUCAGCAAAGUUCCAGGACUUCCAGAUGCCCCGAUUACGAGACCUGAUGUAGAGUUCCAGCCUGGUGACAAGUACUUUGCUUGCGGACCCAGGUUGCACGAAUACUUGCAGGCUAUCGGCAAGAUCUUGAAGGAGUACAAUGCCUUCUCCGUUGGUGAGAUGCCAUGUGUAGAUGAUCCAAAAGAGAUCCUCAAGGCAGUGGGUUUUGGUCGUGGAGAGCUAAAUAUGAUCUUCCACUUCGAAAUAGUCGACAUGGACAUCGGUGACAGAGGAAAAUUCUCCCCUAGAGAAUGGCAAAUGUCAACUUUGAAGAGCAUUGUCAACGAAUGGCAAACAUUCAUGAUUGACAAUGACGGAUGGAACGCAUUGUAUCUGGAGAAUCACGAUCAAAGCAGAACCGUUUCUCGUUGGGGAUCCGACCUACCAGAAUUCAGAGUCGUUUCUGCGAAGAUGUUUGCCACCUUUAUGGCCCUGCAAAGUGGAACUGUAUUCGUGUAUCAAGGCCAGGAGCUAGGAAUGGUCAACGUCCCUCUAUCUCGAGACAUCUCCGAAUAUCGAGACCUGGAAACACUUCAAGCCUGGGACGACAUGAUGAAGAGAUAUCCAGACGACAAAGAGCUACACCGCAUCACAAAGCAAGAAAUCCAGAAGAAGUCACGAGACAACGCCAGAACACCAAUGCAAUGGAGCAAAGAGAAAUACGCAGGUUUCUCAGCCGCCAAGCCUUGGCAGAAAGAGAACGAGAGCUAUGUCGAUAUCAACGCCGAAUCCCAAGUCGGGAUCCAUGGGAGUGUCUUCGAGUACUGGGCCUCGAUUUUGCGUUUGCGGAAAUCGCACAAGGAUAUCUUCAUCUACGGCGCUUUCGAGAUGGUAGAUAUGCAAAAUGACAAUGUGUUGGCGUAUACUCGUACGUUUGGGGAAGAGAAGGUGCUUGUUGUUGCGAAUUUCAGGAAGGAGUCUUUGACUUGGACGCUGCCGAAAGAGAUUAGCUUGCAGAAAGAGAAGGUGUUGACGUCGAGUUAUGGUGGGAUUAAUAUCAUGGAUGGGGAGUUGUCGUUGAAGCCGUUCGAAGCUUUUGCUUGCUUUGUUGACUAGAUAGACUUUUAGAGGAUCAUUUCAAAAGCAUUCUUUAUCGCCAGUGGCAG
Messenger RNA from Mollisia scopiformis, 2014 nucleotides. Its product is annotated as glycoside hydrolase. The transcript is spliced from 6 exons. NCBI's taxonomy places the organism in Eukaryota, Fungi, Ascomycota, Leotiomycetes, Helotiales, Mollisiaceae. The coding region runs from base 231 to 1964 and encodes 577 amino acids. The record is from RefSeq and is a predicted model, not a curated record. Gene Ontology annotation, molecular function: alpha-amylase activity. Gene Ontology annotation, biological process: oligosaccharide catabolic process.